UUUUGACGCUAUAUCUGGGGGUCUGUGGCAUAGCUCAGCUUUGCCUUUGUACGUUCAGCCAUUACAGAAAAAACUUACCCAAAGAAGAAGUGAAGGGAAGGAAUCGAUAGGAAGGAGAAGAUGUCGUGGCAAACGUACGUAGACGAGCACUUGAUGUGUGAAAUCGAAGGCAACACUCUCUCUGCCGCCGCCAUCAUCGGCCAAGACGGCAGCGUUUGGGCCCAGAGCUCCAAUUUCCCUCAGUUCAAGCCGGAAGAAAUCACUGCCAUCACGCAUGACUUUGUUGAACCAGGAUCACUUGCCCCGACCGGAUUGUACCUUGGUGGCACAAAGUACAUGGUGAUCCAAGGUGAACCCGGAGCUGUUAUUCGAGGGAAAAAGGGGCCUGGAGGUGUUACUGUUAAAAAGACCAACCUAGCCUUGAUCAUCGGGAUCUAUGAUGAGCCAAUGACUCCGGGCCAGUGCAACAUGAUUGUUGAAAGGCUCGGUGAUUAUCUCAUUGACCAGGCACUUUAGUUUAUUUGUUGUGCCUUGAUUGUUGCAUUUCUUCUUGGCUUCCUUUUCUAUAAGAAAUAUCUGCCACCUCUUGUGGUAAUGGUUUGAUGCAGCUAAAAUAACAGUAUUACAAGUAUUAAAAGUCAUGAGGAACCCUUUUUCCAGAAACAAUAGGCUUGAUGUUUGUAAUAGUGAUAUUGUGAUCCCCUUGCUUUGUUUCUUUACUUGUUUGAUGGAUGGUAUUGUCAAGAUUGUGGAGUGAGGUACUUCUGUCUACAUUUACAAUGAAUUUUCUACUGGAUUUGGUAAAUUA
Hibiscus syriacus is the source of this 808-nucleotide messenger RNA. RefSeq names its product profilin-1-like. Bases 121 to 516 code for a protein of 131 amino acids. The record is from RefSeq and is a predicted model, not a curated record. Gene Ontology annotation, molecular function: actin monomer binding. The transcript is spliced from 3 exons. Gene Ontology annotation, cellular component: cell cortex. Lineage: Eukaryota; Viridiplantae; Streptophyta; Magnoliopsida; Malvales; Malvaceae.